This is a messenger RNA of Emiliania huxleyi CCMP1516, 1488 nucleotides long. RefSeq lists its product as hypothetical. The transcript is spliced from 7 exons. NCBI's taxonomy places the organism in Eukaryota, Haptophyta, Isochrysidales, Noelaerhabdaceae. The record is from RefSeq and is a predicted model, not a curated record. The coding region runs from base 1 to 1488 and encodes 495 amino acids.
AUGCAGCUGGACGAGCACCUCGAGCCGCGGCCUCCUCUGCCUGCCGAAGCUACACAGCUGGAGCUGCUUCAUGCGCAGAUGGCCUCGCUUCAGGCCCGUGUUCGCAAAAUGGAGGAGGAGGCGGCGGCGCCGUCGGCAAGUGGCAUAUUCAGCCUCAAGGAGAACUCGGUUCUCAGCACGGCGGCCGAGGAUGCGAGCGCAAAGGAGGGCGACCUGCUCGAGGAGGCGGACGUCUCCAGCGUCUUCAACAUGUACGGCUGGUGUCUCGAUACCGCCUUCGGAGACGUGCAGGAGUGGGGUGGCGUCAACCUUCUCUCGGCGAGCGGCAAGAUCCUGCUGCUUGCGGCGCUCGCCUUCAUCCAGCUUACCUUUGCCUUUGGCGUGUACGACGUCUCGAUGCUGUUCAAGCUGCGCGACGACACGAACGCCUUCAAGCCCUUCGUCGACAACUCGCUCUUCUACGCCGACGCGGCCACGGACGGGCGCGUGCCGAUCAUCAACAUCUACUGCUCCGCCUUCUCGCUCCUCCUCCUCUCCCUGCUCGUACGGCAAGAGACGCAAGGCACCAUCCUCUCGAUGUGCCCCCUCGAGCCCAUCCUGCUUCCCCCGCCGCCCGCGCAGCGGUACAAGCCGACCGCCCCGCUGACCGCCGCCGGCAUGGCGGCCGCCGUCGCGUUUAUCCUCGAGCUGGACGAGUUGCUGUACGAGCAGAUCGUGCCGCUCCAGUCGCGCGCUGCCUACGAGGAGCGGCAGAGCAACUCGCCCCGCGCCUCGUCCCCCAUCGCGUCGCGGCGCGGCCGCACGCUGGAGCCUUCUAGGCGCGGCCGCACGCUGGUUGGCUUCUACUCGAACGCGGUCCUCGCCCUCGAUUUUGCGAUCGGCCUCUGCUGCUACCUCGCGUCUGCCGGGGACGGCGGCAAGGAGAGCCGGCUCGUGCCGGGGCUCUACCCAAGCAGCGCCCUCCUCCUCGCGGCCUGCGAGAUGCACGUCAACUACGGUCCCCGCCGCGAGGUGCGGGCGCUGUGGGCCGACGAGUUCAGGGCGUCGCUCUCGCUCUGCUCCGCCGCGCUCGCAGGGCGCGUCGGACUCCUGCGCGUCCUCCUGUACGGCAUGGCUGUGCUCGGCUUUGCGUGCGCCGCCGCGCUGCUGCAGUCGUGGGGGGAGCAGUCCCUCGGGGGGGGUCUGGUCGAGUUCGUGCCUGCCAUCGGACAGUGCGUCGACCAGGCCUUUGACCCGUCCAGUGCGGACCCGAACGCGCCGCUCUGCGGCGCCCUCUCGCCGUCGUGCGGCGCGGAGCUGUACCCGCGCGGCAACGCCUCCAGCUACGCGGACUUUGAGGUUGCGUGCAAGGACCUGCACAACAGCGAGCCCUUCUACUCCCGCCUCCAGAACUUCAUCGCGGCUUCGCGGACGCGCGCCUUGUGGGCCGACGAGCUGCGCGUGCCAUCGCCGCUCUGCGGCGAGGGGGGCGGCGGCCCGCCGCUGUAG